AUGCAGAAGAAAACUAUGUUCUUCCCAGGGAGAAUCUGUGUUGUGUUCCGCAAGGGACCACUCGGAUUUCUCCUCCAGGAGCCGUCUAAAGAAGCUAGGCGGAUUAAGCACGACCCCACUCAGCAGGACAAGUCUGUGGCCAUGAGGGAGGACCUUGUGCGGCAGAAUGCUCUGGCUGUGGUCCGUCAGAGAGGAGGGGAUGCCUCAGACAAGACGGAGGUGUUGGGAGACUAUAUCCUGCAGUUUGGGAAAUAUAAAGGGAAGUCUUUCAGGUGGCUUUUACAGAAUGAUGUUGGGUACACUAUGUAUCUCAUCAAGAACCUCCGGAAGGAGGAGGCAUCAGGCAUCUGUAUGUCUGAGGGGCAUGGCAAGGACAGCCUACAGUCAUUUGUUAAUUAUGCUCUUAGUUUUGGAGAGAUUCAGUCUCUUCUCGCCUAUGAGGCCAGUGGAGUGGGUGUUGCGGCAGCCUCAUCGGAAGAUGACCAGCUGGUUGGCUUUGGUUCCCGGGCCAAGAGCACCUGGAAGGAGAUAUGGGAUGGCAGAGCUGAUGGCUAUGCAGACUUCAUCUUGGGGAAGAGCUGCGUCCCAGGGACACGCAUGUGCAAGUUGCAGCAGUACCUGAGGAAGAGGCAGGAAUCUGCCACUGCUUCGACAUCUGCAGAGCAUGCCUCAAGGGCCCCAGCUAAACCCCUGGUGAUGGAUGACGAUGAAGAGCUGGAGAGGGCGAUGUUGGGCAUCUCACGUUCUAAGCUACAAGUGCAGAGCUUUGCUGUGCCAGUAGCUGCAGCUGUCAAACCCAGAGUGUCAUCAGGAGCAAAGAAAGCUCCAGGCCUUAAGAGGAAAACACCUGUGCCCCUUCCAGCAGAGCUGGAGUUCCUAGUAAAGGAGACAACAGCAGAGAUGCCUGAGUCAACUCUAGGACCCCGCACAAGUGCUGCUGGCACCUCUGCAUGCAAAGCGCUUGCCUUUGAGGACAGUGGCGAUGAUGUUCCCUCAGCUCAGCCAUCCAUUCCUGUUCCUGUUCUCCUGCCUGGGCAUGACCACGACAUGAGCAACUGGAGCUGUUCUCAACACCAGAAGCUGUGGAUGAGGAUAGAGCUUCAGGAUCUCGGGCUGUGGCCUGGGUCUCGUUCAGUACGUAACCCAGGGAACACAAUUUCACUGUGGCAUCUUCCUCCACAACCUGAGCUUGUCGAUACUGUGGCUGCGCUCCCAUCUUCCAACUUCUUCCAGCUCCACCUAUUUUUCAUCUGGAAGCCAGAGAGUCACAUCAUGGUCAGGUUGAGGAACAAUUACCUCCUGCCAUGUCUGCAUGGAUGUCCUCAUCCACAGGUGGUCUCUGCAGGUGUGGGCAGGCCCCGAGUGAUUGUUGGCACCAGUGGCCAGUAUUACAUCUUGUCCUCACGUCUCUGCUGCAAGGCCUGUCGGAGGAACUGGUUUGCUGACAAUCCACGAUGGCUUGAGAAGCUGCCCAAGCGGUUUACCAACCUUCUGCCCUCAUUCCUGACCUACAAGAAGGCCAUUUGCAAGUCUGUUAUGGAUGAGCUGAGGCGCAGUGGCAAGUCACCAACCGAUAUGGCAAACCAGGUGAAUGAGCUCAUGCACCUCAAGUAUGAGCGAGCUCACCUGGCAUACCUGCAUGCCAUAGAAAGCGUCAGGGAUGCUGAGGCCGGCAUACAUGGACAGAGGACUAUUGGGCAGUUUUUGAGGAAGGAGAACACGCCACGUGCUUUCGGGCUUUAUGACGACCAAGAUGGCUGGUAUGGAGUCUCCGUGUCCAGCUUCUACCUGACCGACUGUCUACCAGAUGAGUUCAGACGUCAAGAGCCAGCCAUGACCAAACUACUGCAGGGCACUUUUGGGCAGGUCCUCAGGUCAGACCACACCAGGAAAGUUGCAAGAAAAGUAACGCUGGCAUCUGGUGUCAUGUCCAGUUAUGCCAUCAUGAAUGAGAACUGGCUGAUUGUUUCAUGGGUGAUGGUUCAGUCUGAAACUGAGAGGUCCUUGGAGCCGAUGUACCAAGGAAUGGCCAAGAGGUACAGCGAUGCUGGAGUGGAAAAGGCAGGCUUCCACUGGAUGGACAGGGAUUGCUGUGCUCCAUUUAAGAUCCCAGACUGCAUCCCUGGUGAACAUCUACACUGGGAUGCCUGGAAGACUACCCCUUCCAUUGUUGCUGGGGCCACCUCUGGACCCCUGGAGAACACCUGUGCCUCACGGUCACAUUUCAAUCACAAUAUUGUGGUGAAGCUGGACUUGUUCCAUUGCCUGAGGCGUUUUUCACGGGAGUGCACCUCUGAGCAUCACCUUCUGUUCAGCACUUUCUGCCAGCUCCUCUCCGCAGCCUUCUCUGUGGUGGAUCAGGAGGAUCUAAAGAGGCUCCAGGAUGCCUAUAGGUUCUGUGAUAUCCAUCCAGCCAAUCCCACCAAACAGCACAUACGGGAGCACUGCAGGACCAAAAUACCACAACCCACAGAGGUGCUGGACAGAGUGGAGAAAGUCCUGAAGCAUCUCCACCAGGCCAUGGACCCCAACAGUGUACCACUCUUCAAGCCAUCCAUGCUGAAGACUUGGCGCAUACAGAGAGUGCACAUUCUCCGCGGUUGCCUCAGUGACCCUGAACUCUCUGAGGGCAUAGGCCUCGUUUACACUGCAGAUGGACGAACGCGCAGCGAGAUCUCAGGACUGGUGGGAACAUAG
Rhinichthys klamathensis goyatoka is the source of this 2697-nucleotide messenger RNA. RefSeq lists its product as uncharacterized. NCBI's taxonomy places the organism in Eukaryota, Metazoa, Chordata, Actinopteri, Cypriniformes, Leuciscidae. The coding region runs from base 1 to 2697 and encodes 898 amino acids. The transcript has 8 exons. The record is from RefSeq and is a predicted model, not a curated record.